UCAAUCAUGCAAUCUCUUAGCCAUUACAUUUGACCUUAGGUAGGUCAUCACGUUUUUGAUAUUUCAAUUUUAUAUUUUAUCAACGAAAAAUAUCUGUACUUGUAAUUUCUGAAGGUUGCGCGAACUUAUGAUUACGCGAAAUCAAAUAAUAUAGUAAGUUAUAGUAAUUUCAGUUUGCUCUGCAGUGACAGUUCGAAAGCGGCCUUUAAAGUGUCAGGUCGUAGGAAGAGUGUUACGUGGUGCGAGAACAACGCGUAACGUGAAAGUUUUUGUUACUGCUGCUGUUUGCGUUCGAAAGUUCUUCGAUAUAUCGAUAAUUACUUGGAAUUUGUGAUAACUUGUAUAUUUUCAAAACAAUAAAAUUUUAAAACAUGUCGGCCAAAGCCAUAAGGGAAGCGACAGGUAAACAACUCAUCAACAAACAUCUUGGAGGUAACACGGCCGCCGCGCAAUGCAGAUUCGCGUCAGUGGACGAGAACACGAAGUUCGCCGAACUGGUGGCCAAUAAUCCAUGGUUGAAAACCGAAAAACUAGUCGUUAAACCUGAUCAACUCAUCAAAAGGAGAGGAAAAUUAGGACUGAUAGCUGUAAAUAAAGAUAUACCUUUCGUGCAAAAUUGGAUAGCAGAACGUAUGAACAAGGACCAGAAGGUCGGCAACGCGACAGGCAAACUACGAAGCUUUAUCAUCGAACCCUUCAUCCCUCACAAGGAACAAGAAGAGACGUACGUUUGCAUAUACUCACACCGGUCCGGCGACACCAUCUUGUUCUAUCAUCAAGGAGGCGUCGAUAUCGGAGAUGUCGACAGCAAGGCUGUCAAAUUGGAGGUUCCUGUUGGCGAUACUAUCGACGAAGCUAGUAUUACAAAAGUUCUACUAGGCGAAGUAUCUGCAGCCAAAAAACCGAUGAUCGCUAAAUUCAUUUACAACUUGUACAAAUUAUACGUCGACUUAUUCUUCACCUACCUUGAAAUUAAUCCGUUAGUAGUGACAGACAAGGAAAUAUACAUUUUGGAUUUGGCGGCGAAAUUGGACGCCACCGCCGAUUUUGUUUGCAGGCCACAAUGGGGUGAGAUCGAUUACCCCCCGCCUUUCGGACGGGAUGCGUUCCCAGAGGAAGCGUACAUUGCCGAUCUAGAUUCCAAAUCGGGUGCCAGUCUUAAGCUCACCAUUUUAAACAAAUCCGGCCGAAUAUGGACUAUGGUAGCAGGAGGCGGAGCUUCCGUAAUCUACAGUGACACAAUUUGCGAUUUGGGAGGCGCAAGCGAACUAGCCAAUUACGGAGAAUAUUCAGGAGCCCCCACCGAACAACAAACCUAUGAAUACGCGAAGACCAUCCUUUCGUUAAUGACCCAAGAAAAGCACCCGAAAGGAAAGGUAUUGAUCACGGGGGGAGGUAUCGCCAAUUUCACCAACGUGGCCGCUACCUUCAGGGGUAUCAUUACCGCUCUGGUCGAAUUCAGAGAGAGACUCAUCGAACACAAAAUAUCCAUUUUCGUCAGAAGAGCCGGUCCCAACUAUCAAGAAGGUCUCAGAAGAAUGAGAGAAGUUGGACAGACAUUAGGUAUUCCAUUGUACGUUUUCGGUCCCGAAACCCACAUGACCGCCAUUUGCGGUAUGGCUUUGGGUACUCGUCCCAUUCCAUCUGAAAACAACGUCGAGACAGCGACGGCUAAUUUCGCUUUGCCUAGCGGCGAAAAAGAACCUAACAAGCAACGUUUGACCAGCCAAGCUACCAGACCUCCUGCCAUUCCACCCAGAGCCACAACGGAAAAUGUACCCACCCCUGCACACAUAUCACCACCAUCAAAUUCACAGGGCGACGCCAAAACGACGCCGAUGUUCACCAAAACCACCAAGGCCAUCAUCUGGGGCAUGCAGAACAGAGCCAUCCAAAGCAUGCUCGAUUUUGACUUCGUCUGCACCCGUAACGAACCCAGCGUGGUAGCCAUCAUCUACCCGUUCACCGGCGAUCACAAACAGAAAUUCUAUUGGGGCCACAAGGAAAUCCUCAUUCCCGUAUACAAGCAAAUGAAAGACGCCAUGAACAAGCACCCAGAAGCCGACGUUCUCGUUAACUUCGCUUCGCUGCGUAGCGCUUACUCCAGCACCGUGGACACCUUGGAGUUCCCCCAAAUCAGAACCAUCGCCAUCAUCGCAGAGGGUAUCCCCGAAAACUACACGAGGAAACUCAUUAAAUUAGCCGAUGAAAAGAAGGUUUCCAUCAUUGGUCCGGCUACUGUCGGGGGCGUGAAACCGGGUUGCUUUAAAAUUGGUAACACCGGAGGUAUGAUGGAUAACAUCUUGCAUUCCAAAUUGUACAGACCCGGUAGCGUGGCUUACGUGUCCAGGUCCGGGGGUAUGUCCAACGAAUUGAACAAUAUUGUGUCUAAGGCGACGGAUGGAGUAUAUGAAGGUGUCGCUAUCGGUGGGGACAGGUAUCCUGGAACUACUUUUAUGGAUCACAUCAUGAGGUACCAAGCUGACGAUAAUGUCAAAAUGAUUAUUCUUCUUGGUGAAGUUGGCGGUACAGAAGAAUACCAAGUAUGCGAAGCUUUGAAAAAGAAGUUCAUCACCAAACCUUUAGUAGCAUGGUGCAUAGGAACGUGUGCCGGUAUGUUUACAUCAGAAGUUCAAUUUGGACACGCCGGUUCCUGCGCCAAUUCAAAUCAAGAAACAGCUACCGCCAAGAACGAUGCUUUAAAAUCAGCUGGGGCACAUGUACCUGAUUCUUUUGACUAUCUAGGCGAUAUCAUCCAGAAUGUAUAUGAAAAAUUAGUGAAACAAGGCAUUAUUGUGCCAAUGCCGGAACUACCCCCACCAACGGUACCAAUGGAUUACAACUGGGCUCGUGAAUUAGGUCUUAUUAGGAAGCCAGCCAGUUUUAUGACAUCCAUUUGUGACGAGAGGGGACAGGAACUUAUUUAUGCAGGUAUGCCAAUCUCUGACGUCCUCCAAAAGAACGUGGGCAUCGGAGGAGUAAUUUCUCUUCUAUGGUUCCAAAGAUGUCUGCCGCCAUAUGUUUGCAAAUUCUUCGAGAUGUGCUUGAUGGUGACAGCCGAUCACGGUCCAGCCGUAUCCGGUGCUCACAAUACGAUCGUUUGCGCACGUGCUGGCAAAGAUUUGGUGUCCAGUUUGGUGUCCGGUUUAUUGACCAUCGGUGAUAGGUUCGGUGGAGCCUUAGAUGGAGCCGCCAAGAUGUUCAGCGAAGCCUAUGAUAAAGGCAUGCACCCUGCGGAAUUCGUCAAUGCGAUGCGAAACAAGGGCCAACUCAUCAUGGGAAUUGGCCACCGAGUGAAAUCCAUCAACAACCCCGACCAGCGCGUCAAAAUAGUCAAAGAAUUCGUAAUCGCCAACUUCCCUGCCACGCCUCUUCUACUCUACGCGCUCGAAGUCGAAAAGAUCACCACCAGCAAGAAACCUAACCUCAUUUUGAACGUCGACGGCGUCAUCGCUUGCGCAUUCGUCGAUAUGUUGAAGAAUUGCGGUAGUUUUACGCCAGAAGAGGCGCAAGAGUACAUCGACAUUGGAGCCAUCAACUCGUUAUUCGUGCUUGGCAGGUCUAUUGGUUUCAUCGGUCACUACAUGGACCAGAAGAGGCUGAAACAAGGAUUGUACAGGCAUCCAUGGGAUGAUAUUUCCUACGUUCUUCCGGAACAUUACAACAAUGAUAAUUAGAAUGCAUUUAUUGAUAUAUAGACAUUAAACAGUUUUAAAGUAGGGCCUAUAAGUAAAUGUUAGGAAACAGAGGCCUGCACUUCAGAGGUAGGAGAUGUUUAAAUAAAAAGUUAAUGUCGAAGCUGUGAAAUACUCUGGAAUACGUUGAUGAUUUGAAAUUAGCUGAUCGCCGCUGAAGUGUGAAAAAAUAUUUGAUAUAAAAAUGCAGUAUCCGAUAAAUAAUUUUCUCUUAUCUUAGUGUACUAGUCUCGGUCUGGGAUACAAUCUGGUGAUUUAAAAGCAUUCUGUUAUAUUCUUUCUUUAGUCAUGAUAUUUUCAACCUGCAUACUCAUUUUUUAUGCUUUUUUUGUAUUAUAGAAAUUCUACAAUUGAUUUAUCUUUUCUCUAUUUCAAUAGAUAUCAAUAUUUGUAUAUUUGAGUGCUUGUACAGUGCAGAGAAUGGAUAAAUCGCAAAUAUUUUACAAUCAAUACAUACUGUAAGAAGUCUAUAGUGCACAUAAUUACAGAGUAGUUCAAAUAAAUCAAAUUACGACGAUUUUGUACAAGCCAUGUCUGUGUAGUUUAAAUGAGCCAAAUUACGACGCUUUAUUCAAUGUUCAUACCAGUAGCUCAAAUAAACUAAAUGACAACGCUUUUGUACUAAAAAAUAGCAAAGUUGUUAAAGAAACUUUUAAAGUUUUUUCAUGAUUGUAGAUAAUUUACUAGAUCUUACUGGCUCGUUUGUACACAAAUAUAUUAGGAGAAAAUUGCUUUAUCCAGUUGCAUACUGUAAAUAUUUCUUCAUACAGUUCUGAGUAUAAUUUCAUGGUGUAUAACUGCUCUUGCCUCGAGCAUCUGACGUAACAGUUGGUCGACGGGUGCAACUUAUUCAUGCACAGUCAAAGUUUUAAAAAAAAUCACGAUGUUAAUGUAAAAAAAUGCACUAAUUCAAUAUAUUAGGUGAAAAUUUUAAAAACCAUUUUUUUUUCUUAAUAAUUUAUUAGUUUCCAAUUUGUAAUUUAUAUUUUUAUAUGUAUGUUUAUUGUAAAGUGACGACAGCAGCGUUAGUUUAUUAAGAAACUUGGCAUAUAUUUUUAAAAGAUGGAUAAUUGUGUGUGUUUCUGACGCACAAGCUGGUUAUGUAAUUGUUUAUUUUAUUAUUCAAAUAAAGUUUUCAAUUAAACUGUUAUUGU
Psylliodes chrysocephalus is the source of this 4849-nucleotide messenger RNA. Lineage: Eukaryota; Metazoa; Arthropoda; Insecta; Coleoptera; Chrysomelidae. The record is from the annotation of a GenBank genome assembly.